GGCGCGUUUUCCUGGCGUUUAUUUCCUCGAUGUUGCGCGCUGAAGACGAUGACAAUUCAGAAGAAGGCCUCCACACCAUCCAUUCGGGAAGGCAUGAAUAUGCAUUCAGCUUCGAGCUUCCACAGACACCACUUGCUACCUCAUUCGAAGGCAGACAUGGCAGUGUGCGCUAUUGGGUGAAAGCCGAAUUGCAUAGGCCUUGGUUUCUACCAGUAAAAUUAAAGAAGGAAUUUACAGUCUUUGAACAUAUAGAUAUCAACACUCCUUCAUUACUGUCACCCCAAGCAGGCACAAAAGAAAAGACUCUUUGUUGUUGGUUUUGUACCUCAGGCCCAAUAUCCUUAAGUGCCAAAAUUGAGAGGAAGGGCUACACCCCAGGUGAAUCAAUUCAGAUCUUUGCUGAGAUUGAGAACUGCUCUUCCCGUGUGGUGGUGCCAAAGGCAGCCAUUUACCAAACACAGGCAUUUUAUGCCAAAGGGAAAAUGAAGGAAGUCAAACAGCUUGUUGCCAACCUGCGUGGGGAAUCCUUGUCAUCUGGCAAAACAGAAACCUGGAAUGGCAAACAGUUGAAGAUUCCACCUGUUUCCCCUUCAAUCCUGGACUGUAGCAUAAUCCGUGUGGAGUAUUCACUGAUGGUAUAUGUUGAUAUUCCAGGCGCCAUGGAUUUAUUCCUUAACUUACCACUGGUUGUUGGUACCAUUCCUCUACACCCGUUCGGUAGCAGAACAUCAAGCGUGAGCAGCCAGUGUAGCAUGAACAUGAAUUGGCUCGGUCUGACACUGCCCGAAAGACCAGAAGCACCUCCUAGCUAUGCAGAAGUGGUCACAGAGGAACAAAGACAGUCCAGCCUUGCACCCAUAGGUGCUUGUGAUGACUUUGAGAGAGCGCUUCCAGGACCAUUGUUUGCAUACAUCCAGGAGUUCCGUUUCCUGCCUCCACCCCUCUAUUCAGAAAUUGAUCCAAACCCAGAUCGACCCACAGAUGACAGACCAUCUUGCCCCUCUCGUUGAAGGAAUCUAUCCUGAAGAGUUGACUUCACUUGGGUUUUGAAUCAUACCUGCCGUGUUGAAGGUCAGGGUGUCAUUGUGGAGAUAUGCUUUCAAAGGAAGUGGUUUUGCUCUUGCCUGUAUGGUGAAUACAUGAAAACAACCUGUGAUCGUGGUUUGAAGCCUACAGUAACAUUAUAGGACUGCUCCACAUGCUUGAAGACCUGAGCUCUUUACUUUUUUCUCUCUUUCCCCACCCUACCCCAACCCCCUUAAAUACUGGCACAUACUAGGAGCAGCCUUACUAACCUACAGUCAUGUGUGUCAAAAACACUCAAACCACAUUGUAAGAGAGGGAAGUCUUCCUCUUAUGAUUUGGAAAUUUGCACAUGUGCACAUGCUCACUGCUUACGUUGUGCAGUUCAGUGUCACUACAGCUUUUUUCUCCCUUUAUGCUGGACUGUUGUUACCCCUUCUCUUAAUUUGUUUGUGGUCCGCACAAUAAGGAGCAAAGGAAGGCUUUGGCAAAAAAAAAUAACCACCAAGAGCAACAGACUUUGACAAAUGCACUGACUUUUUCCUCUUUUUAUUUAAUGUAGCCUGGACUUUACCUGUAUAUGCACAUGCUCAGAAUUGUCCUAGUAGGCUGAUCAUGUAUCACCUCUUCAGCUUGGAUCCUAUUGUGGAUUUAUUUACGAACAUCAAAUGCCUUCAAGCCAAUCCUUCUUGCUGUAUGUUUUGCAGCCUACUGUAGUAGAUAAGCAACAGAUGUGGGGAUAGGGGGGGGGGUUGCAGAGUUUGUAGAAAAACUUAAUAGACUUCCAUCAAGAUUGUAUAACUUCUUGAUUUCUUUUAAUAAUUUGUUGCCUUUCUACUAUUCUCGCAAAGCAGCAUUUUGUUACAGACUGCCUAAAAAUCACUUAAUCUCAGGUGAACUCAUCACUUGCCAAACUGUUGGAAUGCUAUUUGUUUUGUUACGUUGCACUGUUGAGUUACUUCUUUUUUUUUUGAUUUUUGUGUUUGUGUUUUUUUGUUCUUUGAGAGGGGGAUCUAGAAUAGGGACAUACACAAAAGUUAAAAAAUGCACCCUCGUUCAUGUUUCUUUUUCUAUGUCACCAAAAAAAAGAUGUUUAAGUUGUGAAGCUUUAAAAAACAAAAGCAAACAAACCAAGGCACAAAUAACAGCAGUACCAGCAGACACCAGCCAAACCUCAAAAGAAUUUUAAAAGGAAAUAGUCAUACACUGUUGAGGUUUCAUAGAUUGGUAUCUCAAGUAGUAGGGAUGGGAAGGGAAAGCAAAUGUAUUUUUAUAUAUAGUUACCUAAUCACCAAAAAUUCUAUAUGUAAGGAGUCUCUAGUUGAAAGUAUAUUUCAAACUGCAGGAAAAGCUUGGACUAUGCUAAGAGCUCAGUUUGUGCACUUUGUAUUAUCUUCAGGGUUUAUGAUACUGUAAAAAAUAGCAAGACUAGAAGUAUAAUUAAACUGGGCAAGAUUAGUGUUACCAGCCAUACUCAGAUACUGGUUAGCUAGAGUUGCUUCCACAGUUGCAUCUUCCAUGGUACUGUCUAAGAGCUGUAAAACACAGAAGGGUGGAUUCCACCCUGUCCUCAUUCAGAAUGCAAGAAACGUUGUGGAAACAGCUCUCGACCUUGAGGGUGCCCCAGGGAAGAGGAGUGCAGUGGAGCCACUAGAUGAAAUACCAGCAUUUGUACGCUAGAGAUUAACCACAAAAGUCAACUUUUCCUUUUUCAGAAACUAUGUAAUACAGGCCGUUGACAAAAGGGAACAUGCUUCUGGUGUUGGGACUUAAAUCACGAUGUAAUCCAUCGAGUAUUGAUCUCCUUGUGCAAUAAAACAGCUCGGAAGGGAGCAGGAGAGGGGAGGCUGGCCUGAACUGCAUGGUGCUCCU
Athene cunicularia (burrowing owl) is the source of this 2895-nucleotide messenger RNA. It is a transcript of the gene ARRDC3, whose product is annotated as arrestin domain containing 3. NCBI's taxonomy places the organism in Eukaryota, Metazoa, Chordata, Aves, Strigiformes, Strigidae. Gene Ontology annotation, cellular component: cytoplasm. The transcript is spliced from 8 exons. The record is from RefSeq and is a predicted model, not a curated record. The coding region runs from base 30 to 1010 and encodes 326 amino acids. Gene Ontology annotation, biological process: protein transport.